Molecule: messenger RNA, 1572 nt
Organism: Arthroderma uncinatum
Lineage: Eukaryota; Fungi; Ascomycota; Eurotiomycetes; Onygenales; Arthrodermataceae
Product: putative cytochrome P450
Exons: 3
Coding region: 1-1572 (523 amino acids)
Molecular function (GO): iron ion binding; monooxygenase activity; oxidoreductase activity, acting on paired donors, with incorporation or reduction of molecular oxygen
Source: RefSeq, a predicted model, not a curated record
AUGCGCUUCACUUCCAUGAGUGGGAUCCCCAUAAAUCUCGACAUGCUCUCCUUCGCUUCCGUCCUGGCCGGCACCUUUGUCUUGUAUUGCCUCGGAUUGGCUGUUUACAGACUCUACCUCUCGCCCAUUGCGAAAUUCCCCGGCCCUAAAUUGGCGGCCGUGACGCAUUGGUAUGAAGUGUACCAUGAUCUCUUCGCGAAAGGCACCGGUGGCCAGUUUACUUGGGAGAUUAAACGGAUGCAUGAAAAGUACGGCCCUAUUGUCCGCAUCAACCCGGACGAGCUGCACAUAGACGAUCCCGAAUACUGGAACGACAUCUACUGCAGCAGCACUAUAUCCAGGCCCAUGGACAAGCCACCCAAGUUCAAGUACCGCUUCGGCAUCCCAGAAGCAACCUUCAGUACGAGCUUGGCCGAGCAGCAUCGCGAGAGGCGCGCUGCUCUGUCCCCGUUCUUUUCUAAACAACAUAUUCGCACCCUCAACGACAAGCUCUUGGAAAUAGUUGAGCGCAUCUCGCACCGUCUGUCGACCGAGUAUGCCGGCACUGGCCAGGUCAUCAGCGUUUCAGAUAUGUGGUCCAGCAUGACGUGCGACGUCAUUACAGACCUGGCCUUCAACCGUUCCGCAAACUGCUCCGCUGCACCCGAAUUCAAGUCACCACUUUCCCUAGGUAUGCGGAGCCUCGUCUGGACCUCUCACUGGAACGCCCAUUUCAAGUUUCUCGUCGACGUCAUGGACUGGAUUCCCGAGGGCAUACUGGGCUUUCUCGCGCCGCCAAUGAAGCCCCUCUUAGACUACCGAAUCGCAACUAGAAAUCAGAUCAGGGACAUUUUGUCGGGCAAAAAUGAAAAGAGCAUUGACGCGUCUCAUUCCACCGUCUUUCACGGCAUUCUUGCAUCCAAUCUGCCCGCAAGCGACCUGGCCCUUAGAAGACUAACCGACGAAGCCAUCAGUCUAAACGGUGCGGGAAUGGAGACAACUAAAUGGGCACUAACUGUCGCUACAUUUCACAUCUUGGACCAGCCUGCCAUCCAAGCUCGUCUCAAAGCUGAAUUGACGGAAGCUAUGCCCGACCCUAGCGUCAUCCUCUCGUGGGCCGAACUUGAGAAGUUGCCAUAUUUGUCAGGUAUCAUAUCUGAAAGUCUGCGCCUUUCAUAUGGCCAAGUUCAGCGCAUUCCGCGGGUCAACCGCCUCCACGCCUGGAAGUACGGCGACUGGGUAAUUCCACCAGGCGUUACUGUGGGCAUGGAUGCGUUCCACGUACACGUCAAUGAAGAUGUUUACCCGGAACCACUCGUAUUUAAACCCGAGAGAUGGCUGAAUAACCCCAGAGGACCGGAUGGGGUCAAGCCUCUUUCCAACUACAUGGUCUCCUUCAGCCGUGGAUCUCGAGUCUGUCUGGGCAUGUCCCUGGCAUACAUGGAACUCUACGUCGCCCUAGCCACAAUCUUCCGUCGGCACAAUCUGGAGCUGUUUGAGACCAUUCGAAGUGAUGCCGACUUUGUCUUGGAUUUUGUGGUGCCGGUGCCAAGGCUGGAAAGCAAAGGCGUUCGGGUCAUCGUGAAAGCUUGA